Anneissia japonica is the source of this 6294-nucleotide messenger RNA. Its product is annotated as prolyl endopeptidase FAP-like. Lineage: Eukaryota; Metazoa; Echinodermata; Crinoidea; Comatulida; Comatulidae. The coding region runs from base 387 to 2924 and encodes 845 amino acids. The record is from RefSeq and is a predicted model, not a curated record. The transcript has 18 exons. Gene Ontology annotation, molecular function: dipeptidyl-peptidase activity; serine-type peptidase activity. Gene Ontology annotation, biological process: proteolysis.
GUCAACGACUGAAACACAAGGAACAAUACCACCAAGAUACACUGUUGCUGCCGACUGGUCCUAUACAUAAGAAAAAUAACCUAUUUGCAAACAAAUAGCAGAAUUAUUUUCUACACCAAGGAAUUAAAAUCUCUUUUUGAGCUGCAGUUCUAACAGCUUUUAACCAGCAGUUACUAGUGGUCCAGCCCCUCAUGUACUUGUCAGCUAUAGCGGUCAAACUGGUUUUUCGCCGUUAGCUUAAGUACAUAAGCGCAACAUGCAAAUCCAUGUGGACUAAUGUCACAAUUCCGAAGAGCUUUUCUAGAUACUUUGGCUCUGUGUGAGUCUAGUUGAUAUUCUAGCAGUGAAUUUUAACUCCUAGGCCUAGCUUUUGAUACCGGUAUGCGAUGAGGACAUAUGCGACUAUUGAUGGAAGUGGCAUUAAUAAGGACAGCCAGUCCAUGGGUCUGCUGGGCUGGUUUCAGGAGCUGGUUGGCGGGCAUCAGGAACAGAGGAACUGGAAGGGGAUCAUUAUAUCUCUGCUUGUGAUCAUUCUCAUUUGCACCAUAAUCAUCAUCUGUAUCCUCAUAGUCACUCCAGGUAAAGAUGAGUCUUUUUAUGAAAAUUACACAUUUGAUGACAUCUUCCGGAAUGAAAGCUUUCAGAUUAAGAAGUUUAAGUUGUCAUGGUUACAAGAAGAGGGUUAUGAUACUACAUUCAUUUAUCAAGAUGUGAAUGGUAACAUAAUGAUAGGCAAUGCCAACUCAACUCCAGGCUAUCAGGUCAUGGACAACAGAACAUUGUUUGGUAUAGAAGCAUCAAUGUUCUGGUUGAGUCCACGCAUGGAGACCAUGGCGGGUACGAAUACGGAAUUCAUGUACUUGCUACUCGCAUGCAAAGUUCAGAGGGUAUUUCGACACAGUUUCAAUGCAAAGUACAAAGUCUACAAGAUAUCGCUAGGCAAUUACAACGCUGGUGAAGGUGAUGAGGAUGGAAAAUUUGUGAUGAAUGUAGAGGUACCAGGGAUGCUUACGGACGAUUCUUUGCAACUUGUACAGUGGUCACCACAUGGAAACUCAUUGGUGAUUGUGUACAAAAACAACAUUUACUUCAAAGAAAGUGUUUCAAACAAUGAUAAGGCAAUUCCGAUAACGUCUGAUGGCGAAGAUAACCAAAUUUUUAAUGGAAUUCCUGAUUGGUUAUAUGAAGAAGAGAUACUCCAUGGAAACUCUGCAAUAUACUGGUCUACAAGAAACAGAUUCGCUUACAUUCAAUUUAACGAUACAAACGUAUUGUUAGGUUGGUGGCCUGUGUACGAGAAUAACAUCUACCCAAAGCAGAGAAACGUGACCUAUCCGAAGCCAGGUGAGAUCAACCCGACUGCGAAAUUGUUUGUUGUGCAGGAUGCAACACAGCACAAUGGUCCAUUAGAAAUCAAAAUGCCUAUGGAGAGUAGCCUGAAUUUUGCAGAAUAUUACAUCCAGUCCGUGGCAUGGGCCUCCACCGAAGAGCUUGUUGUCACAUGGAUGAAUCGGCCGCAGAAUAUCUCGCUGAUCACCAGGUGCAACGUGGGUAGGCAGGAAAGAGGCGAGGUUACUUGUAAAAAAGUAGAAGAGCAGAAAUCAGAAUCAGGAUGGGUUGCACAGCCUCCAGCUCCUGUCUUCACAACAGAUAAAAGAAGUUUUGUACAAAUUAUGCCACAAAACGAAGGCAGAGACUUCAGACGGUUUAACCAUAUUGUGUACUUUAAACAAGACAAUCCCUUUAUACGUUUAACAGAAGGAGAGUAUGAAGUGAGCAAAAUCUAUGGAAUAGAUAGUGAAAAUAUUGUGUACUUUGCUUCCAAUAAGGAAGGUUAUGGGACGAAAAACAUUUACAGCGUACAAACUUCAAAGCCGUUUUCAGUGAAAUGCCUAUCAUGUGGAACUUCUUGCAGUGGAAAAUGCAGUAAGGGAUGUUUAGGUUGCGAAUACUUUGAUGCAACAUUUAACCCAUCGCUAACAUGGCUUUUACUGAACUGUGAAGGUCCGAGUAUUCCAUGUUCGUGGAUUCGACAAACUCGUGCAAUAGGUGGUAGAGCAAUUGAAGAAUAUCUUGUUGAAAAUAAUACAGCUUUACAGAAGGCGAUUGAGGGGAAGGGUACUCCCUUAAAAGUUCCUAAAAAAGAAUUUUUAACGUUGAAAAACGAAAAGGAUCAAGAUAUACAUGUGCAGCUUAUAAUGCCUGUAAACUAUGAUGAUAAACGUAAACAUCCACUUCUUGUUAAUGUCUACGGUGGCCCAGGUUCACAGAAAGUGACAAAAGCAUUUGAGAUGGGCUGGAGCAUGUACUUAGCAUCAAAAUUUCACGUAAUAACGGCCAGUAUUGAUGGGCGCGGGUCUGGAGGAAAAGGAGAGAAGUUUAGACAUGAGAUAUACAAAAAGUUUGGAACUGUAGAGGUCAGAGAUCAAAUUGAUAUCACAAAGGAAUUGUUGAAUACGCUGCCAUACCUAAACCCAACCAAAGUUGCUAUAUUUGGCUGGUCUUAUGGUGGAUUUGUAGCGGCUUCUGUAGCGGGUUCCUCAUCAAAUGUGUUUAACUGCAGUAUAGCCGUCGCCCCGGUUACUGAUUGGAGAUACUAUGACUCUGCCUACACUGAGCGAUACAUGGGGGAUCCUUUAACCAAUAAGGACGCAUACUCAAAAGCUAACGUGUCAGCUAAGGCCAGUGCAUUCAAAGAAGUUCAGUUUUUAAUUGUCCAUGGAACCGCUGAUGACAAUGUUCACUUUCAAAAUUCAGCUGACCUGGUGAGGGCGCUUGUUCAAGAAGAAGUUGUACACCAGACACAGUUUUACCCCGACCAAGCUCAUUCUUUGGAAGACCCUCAUGUUCAGCUUCAUCUCUACCGGCUACUUACCAAUUUUUUGAGGCAGUGUCUAAGCUUAGAUUCAACACCUCCAGUGUAAUGUAUAGGAAUUGUUUUUACUUUUUGAUAACUUGGUGACAAAUAAUGGUAUAUGGAAAAUUUAAACUCAUGAAAGAGUUAUAUUUUAGGGGGAAAUUAUUUCAAAAAAAUAUUCUAUCGAAGACAAAAUUGUGGACUAUUUAACCAAUUGAAAUUCUAGAAUUAUAUAGCAGAUUUUUAUUGAACUAAGAAUGAAAUUGUGUGCAAUUAGUAGUAUGGGGUGGACAGUGUAGUGAAGAAUGUCAAUUUAGAGAGUUUAGAGUUCACAGAGCUUAUAUUUUUUUCUAAUAUUUUCAUCGGGUUCAGUGAAUAACAUAAAUACUCUAUUAUCAAAUGAUGAUGGUAGGGUAUUGAAAUCACAACCGUAAAACCUCGAAUUGAAGCCCAGUGGACUUAAUCUCGAGAUGAAGCCCAUCUCAAAUUGAAGUCCCCCUCUUUAGUUUGCAAAAUUAUCCUUGAAAAGAAGCCCAUCUCGAAAAGAGGCCCAUGGCCUUCUUUUCAAGAUAGCAUAGGCUUUUUUUCGAGAUACGGUAGAACAGUACACUGUACAUGAAUUUCAGAAAACAAAAUAAAUUAAAUACAAGCUUGGUUUUUAGAGUAGUUUAGGUGAUUUAAUGCCAGUUAAAUAAACUCCAUGAUACAGAUUGAUGUUACAGUGGCCUUAUUCACUGUAUUAUAAUACAAAUUUAGAAAAUUUACAGCACUCAUUUUGAAAAGAAGGCCCCCCCCCCUCUCUACUUUGCAAAAAUAGUCUUGAAAAGAAGCCCAUUUCAAAAAAAUCCCAUCAAAAGUUCGCAAAAAUAAGAAGCCCAGAGCUCCAAUUCGAGGUUUUACAGUAUUAUAAUUCAAUCCAAUGACAAAAAUACCCAACAAGUAAAGUGCACCAUGAAUAUGUAACUAGAAUAUGUAACACAAAAAUCUAUACAAACGGUUUAUUUCCAUUGGGGUCUAAUUAGGUCUUAGUACCAAUUAUUCAUUAAAGAAAAUUAAGAUUUUAAAAAUCAGAAUCAUUUCUAAUCAUUAAUAAAAUUAUUAUUAUUUUACAAUGCACCAAUUUAGAAUUUUGCAAUACUAAAGCCAAUUAUGUUUUCAUAAUCUUAUAUUUUGAUUUUAUAUUAUGGAAUGAAUACUAAAUAAAACUAAGUAUAUAUGUUUUUGAUUUUCCCCCAAACACUAGGGUAAUGAUGUCAAGUGCAUAUAAACUUUGGCAUAAUGCACUCUAAGACAUAAUAUUCUUAUUGAUAUGGUUAUGCUUGUAUUAUCAUUAAUUUUAUAUAAUUAUUAUUAUUAUUAGUGUAAUGAUAAUGUCAACUGAAUCUUGCAUUCCUUAAAUACAAUUACAUUUAUUAAACAUUAUUUUAUUAUGAAUAUAUUGUUGUCAAUAUUUGCCAAACCUAAAGGUAAAAUAUGAAUAUCAUAUAGUAUUAAUUCUGUUAUAAUUGUCUUCUUUCAAUGGCUACAAGAUGUCUUUCGUGCUGUGACUGCAACAUAUUUUUUGAGUGUUAAGUUGUACAUAAUUUUGUUUGUAUAUCAGUCAAUUUUUGAGGGAAAAAAAUAUAAUUGUUUACUACUCAUGAAUUUUAUGAUUGAAAUAGUCAAAUGCAUUGGGUUUUUUUUUUUUUUUUGCUUUAUUUUGGUAAAUUGUAAACUUCAGAUAUAUUAUAGUUAUAGGUCUAGUAAACUUUUCUUGGCUUCAGUACAAUUUUAUUUUACAUUGUACCGAAUAUAUUGAAUUUAACUUGUUUGCUGCCAUGGCUAAUACCCGUCUUACAGAGUGUUAGGAACAAGUAUAGUCAUAAUACCCUAUUCUAUCAUUGUAUUUUAUAUAAUGACACUGGUGGGGCUCCUAGGGUCACAACUGCAUAAAGCAUGUACAAAUGGUGAUUUAGGGAAGGCCACGUAUCGUUCGUUAGUGUGAAUCUAUAAUCACAGGAGUUACACAGACUUGUGGUGUCAAAAUAAUGUUGGUGUCCAUAUGGCAGUGAACAUGUUCAAUAAUAAGUUUAGUUAACAUACAGUAUGGUACAUACCAACCAUAGGCUUAGCCAGCGAGCCGUCUUUUGGAUGGCCUACAAUUAUUUAGGACGGCCACUUUUACUGUGACGACUUAGACGGCUUGUCCUAAUCAGCUCGGCCUAGCCUAAUUUGGCCUGGUCUACCUUUAGCAAAUUCUUUAUAUUCUUCAAAUCUAUCAAAUGUUACAUUAAACUAAAGCUAAAUCAUAUUUACGUUUGAUAAAAACAACAUUUAUUGAUUGAAUGUACAUUGUUUUCGUACCAACAUUCGGUGGGGAUUCCCAAAGAUGGGGUGGCGUUUUUCUCGCUAAACCCCUGAUUACCAACUGAAAAAUUAUGCAAAAUAGAGUAUAAAAAUUGGGUUAUUUAUAUUUGAUAUGCUUAAAAAUGCUUCCAUUAAGACUGUAGGACAAGCAUAUUUCAUAUAUAUCCCCACUGAAACCCGUAUUUAGACUUAAUAGUGUAAGCCGUCCCAUAAGUACCCAUAAAAGUGGGUUAGCCUUAAACAUUAGCGUAGAGUCCACUUGGUUGAACAUCCUGGAUGGGUCGUGUGCCCUAGGCUUCUCUUCUCUAUUCUCCUGUAUGAAAUUUCUACUUGAGUGGAUGCCGUUGUUCAAGGGUAGGACCGUAGGUAGCCUUUCUCCUCUGGAUCUGUGUAUGUUCCUGGGUAUAUUGAGUAUAGGGUAUAUUGUUUCCAUUAGUUUAUUCUAACCAUUAUUUGCUUAUAAUAAUAAAUGCAACUGCUUUUAAUAGGUCUAAUAAUACAAUCUACAGUUAUUAGUACACCCUUUAUUACAAGACUAUGUAUUAUUACAAGACUAUGUAGUAUCAGAAAGAGGUAUUUACACAUAUUUAUUGAAUACUCACCUUUUAUUAAUGAUAGGACUUAAAAUACUAUCUAUUUCAUAUACUCGGUGAGUAGAUAUUGGAAUUUGUACAGCCUGUAUCAGUGCCAAUAUCUACCGCUGAAUUUUUUUUUCAUUUGCUGUACUGCAUAGGAUAGGUUCUCAACAGUAAUUGUUUUAUAUAUUAUAUAUUUGAUGUUUUUCACAAACAAUUCCAAAGUGUGAUAUGUGAUCAUUUUCCAAAUUUUAUUUUGAUGUAUACCUUGAUUUACGUCUUUAUACAUGUAAUUGAUAUUAUUCAGGUAAGCUUUUCCUUGAAAUUGUCUUUGAUGUAGAAUUGUAAUUUUAAUAGUUGCUUUAGGUUGUUUGUUCAAAAAGAAGUGAAAUAGUGACUAGGUUCAUAUAUAUAUAUAUAUAAAUUAACACUUUGUUUAUUAUGUUCUAGAGAUUCAGAUAUUAUUCACAGAAAUUUAAUUCAUUAGGUAAAAGAUUAAAAACUACAGUAAUUUAA